GCGGCGCCCCCUGACCCCGGGGUCGGGCAUGGAGCGGGCGCCCCCUACCCCCCCGGCCGCGCCCCCUCCCCCGCCGCUCCCCGGGACCCCCGGGACCCCCCCCGGGCUCGGGCGGGUUCUGCGGGAGGCGCUGGAGAGAGCGGGGGAGGCGCUGGGAGAGGACGGAGGCCUCCGGGAGCUGCUGAAGCGGCGCAGGGACAGCUUCCAGGGCCCCCUGAAGUGGCUCCUGUUCCACCGGCCCGUGCCCCCCCUGAUCCAGGACGGCCCCCAGUGUGGCCUGGUGGCGCUGGCCAUGGCGGGGGCGCUGCUGGGACCCCCCCGGCCUCAACUGGGUCUGGGGGCUUUGCUGGAGACGGCGCGGGCCCGGGGCUACACCCGCCACGGGGAGAUGUUCUCAGCCGCCCAGCUGGCCGCGCUGGCCCAGGAGCUGCUCCCGUGCCGGGCUGAGCUGCUCCAGGGGGGGCUGGGGGGGCCCAACCUCGGCCGCGUCCUGCGGCACCUCCAGAGGGGCCAUCCCCUGCUGGUCCCUUAUGAUGAGGACAGCAACCACGGACCCUGCUGCCGCCGCGGCCACAAGGCCCACUGGGCCCUGCUCAACGGGCGGCGCGAGGGGCCAGGGGCGCCCGGUGCCCGUGAGCAGAAUGGCGCGGGCUGCGACCAUGGGAGGGGUUCCCCAGGUGUGGCUCUGCAGUUGGGGCUGGGGGCUUUGGCCAAGGCCGCUCGGACACGGCUGCGUGGGCAGGAGCGGCCGCGGGCCCCGAGCCCCCUGCUGUCGGAAGCCUCUGCUGAGCGUUUGGUGGCCGCGCUGAGCCGGGCCCGGGGAGCGGCGCUCAAGCUGGGACAGCUGCUCAGCAUGGCAGACCCGGCCCUGCUGCCCCCGCAGCUCCAGCGGAUCCUGGAGCGGCUCCGGCACCACGCGGAGCCAAUGCCCGGCUGGCAGAGCUUCGCGGUCCUGGAUGAGGAGCUAGGUCCGGGCUGGCGGGAUCAGCUCCAGGAAUUCCAGGAAUUCCCAGUGGCCGCCGCCUCCCUGGGCCAGGUGCACCGGGCACGGCUCCGGAGCGGCGCCGAUGUCGCCAUCAAAAUCCAGUACCCGGGCGUCGCCCUCAGCAUCGGCAGUGACAUCGAGAAUCUCCUGACGCUGCUGAGCCUCAGCCCUGGCCUGCCCAAAGGGCUGUUUCCCGCUCACUCCCUGCGGGCUCUGCAGCGGGAGCUGGAGCUGGAAUGCGACUACGAGCGCGAGGCCGCCAGCGCCAACCGCUUCCGGUCCCUGCUGGGCUCGGAUCCGUUUUUCCGAGUGCCGGCCGUGGUGGCCCCGCUGAGCUCGCGCCGAGUGCUCUGCACCGAGUGGGGAAGGGGAGAGGCCCUGGAGCGCGGGAAGAGCCUCCCCCAGGAACGGCGGGACCAGAUCUGCUCCCAGCUGCUCCGGCUCUGCCUCCUGGAGCUUUUCCAGUUCCGUUUCAUGCAGACCGACCCCAACUGGGCCAAUUUCCUCUACGACCCCCAGAGCCACACGGUAACGCUGCUGGAUUUUGGAGCCACCCGGGAAUUUGAGCGCGAAUUCACCGAUCACUACAUCGAGGUGAUCCAGGCCGCGGCUGAGAGGGACGAGGAGAAAAUCCUGAGGAAAUCCCAGGAUCUGAAAUUCCUGACAGGAUUCGAGUCCCAGGCUCUGCAGUCCCUGCACGUCCAGGCCGUGCUGCUCCUGGGGGAGCCCUUUGGGGGUCCCCAGCCCUGGGAUUUCGGGGCUCUGGGGGGGCAGCGAACGGCUCGGGGGGUGCGGGGGCUGCUCCCCCAAAUCCUGCGGGGCCGCCUGGGUCCCCCCCCCGAGCCCAGCUACGCCCUGCACCGCAAACUGGGGGGGGUCUUCCUGGCCUGCGCCCGCCUCGGGGGCCGCGUGCACUGCCGGGACAUCUUCCAGGAGAUCUACGAGAGCUACUGGGGCCCCCAAAACCCCCUGGGGGACCCCAAAAUACCGGGGGGAGCCCCCGGAGCGGGGCGGGGGGAGGGGGAGCCCCCCCGGUGAGGGUGGGAGGAGCCCCCUCCCCAAUAAAGGGGAAUUUGACCCCAAAAUCGGGGCUGGGGUCUUGGAUUUUGGGGUUCCUGGGAUUUGGGAGGUUUUGGGAUUUUUGGGGCCGAUCCGGGGCUCGGGGUUGUUUGUGGGCGGGGUCAGCACGCGGGGGUGUGGCUCAUCUGCAUAUUCAUAAGGUCUCCGUCCAAUGGCUGCGGUGCCGUGGUGGGCGGGGCUCGCGUAUUUUAUUUGCAUAUUCAUGCGGCCGCCAGCCAAUAGCAGCUGUGUUGGGCGGGGGUUUUUGUUACUUUUGCAUAUUCAUGAGGCAUCCAUCAGAAGCUUCCUGGGCUGGGGUGGUUUAUUUGCAUAUUCAUGAGUGGACGGGGGCUUGGCGCACGGUUGGGGGCUGCGGACCCCGCUCCGCC
This is a messenger RNA of Poecile atricapillus (Black-capped chickadee), 2433 nucleotides long. RefSeq names its product atypical kinase COQ8B, mitochondrial-like. The transcript is spliced from 17 exons. Gene Ontology annotation, biological process: ubiquinone biosynthetic process. Lineage: Eukaryota; Metazoa; Chordata; Aves; Passeriformes; Paridae. Gene Ontology annotation, molecular function: kinase activity. Gene Ontology annotation, cellular component: extrinsic component of mitochondrial inner membrane. The record is from RefSeq and is a predicted model, not a curated record. Bases 29 to 2023 code for a protein of 664 amino acids.